Gavialis gangeticus (Gharial) is the source of this 3819-nucleotide messenger RNA. RefSeq names its product cytosolic phospholipase A2 delta-like. The transcript has 20 exons. Gene Ontology annotation, biological process: glycerophospholipid catabolic process. NCBI's taxonomy places the organism in Eukaryota, Metazoa, Chordata, Crocodylia, Gavialidae. Gene Ontology annotation, molecular function: calcium-dependent phospholipid binding; calcium ion binding. Gene Ontology annotation, cellular component: cytosol. The record is from RefSeq and is a predicted model, not a curated record.
GAGAUGCAUUGAAGGAAUAUGCUUUUUGAAAUGUAGGAAUUAGAGAGGGUGGAGCUCAGAGUCUGCAUGAAUUAAACCUGUCACGCAGCACACAGUAUUUAACAGUGAGUGACGAGCUGUGGGCAUGCCUGUUGGCCAGCACACCAUAGCUCUUUCUGAUCAAGUGUCACCUUUCCCAUCUAUCCUGCCAAUCACAGAGACUGCAAUGCUUAAGAAGGAAACCUCUUCCUGGUAUCUUCUUUCUGUAAGAAUAAUUCAGGCCGGACACAUUCCCUGCAAAGACCUAUUGAGCCAUUCUGAUUGCUAUGUUAGCCUGUGGUUGCCUACAGCCUCACAUGAAAAGGUCAGGACCAAAACCAUCUCAGACAACAGUAACCCUCUCUGGAAUGAAAGCUUCCAUUUUAGGAUCCAGACUCAAGUCAAGAACAUUCUGGAGUUGGAGCUCUAUGAUGAAGAUGUAGUUACUAAGGAUGAUCUCUUUACUGUAGCCUAUGAUGUAGCUAAAGUCAAACCUGGAGAAACAGUUCAUGAGCAACUCACUUUCAAUUCAGAGGGAAAGGAGGUUUUGGAAGUGGAAUUCAUGAUGGGAGGCAUCCCCAGUCCUCCUGAGAAACUCAUUACUAAUGGCGUCCUGGGGGCCCGGGAAAUGUCAUGUUUGGAGGUUCAGAUGACCAAAGGGGAAAAUGAGGCACAUUUAAAAAGAGGUGAAAGUGUUAUGCUUAUGGUGAAGGAAUCCUAUGAAGAAAUGCAAAGAAUCACUGAGGACUCAGACAUCCUGUGCUUGCAUUGCAUAAAAGGUUGGGAGCCAACAUUAAAAGCCACACUAGAGAGUGGUGCAGCUGAAACAAAAAUGCAAAGAGAUGCUUCCAGUGGCUCCCUGGAAGUACCACUUAAUUCAUUCUCUGUCGGACAGAAAACGAAAGUAGCACUGCCUUUGGAAAAGCCUGCACAUUUGGAGUUACAGCUGAAGGCCAAUGAGUGCCUGGAAGGCCUAGAUGUGCGCCUGGGGUUUGAUCUGUGUGUGGAGGAGCAGGAUUUCCUGAGGAAAAGGAAGAAAGUAGUUGCUGAAGCACUGAAGAAGUGUCUUUAUCUGGAACAGGAUCUGCAAGAGCACGAGGUUCCACUAAUAGCUAUUAUGGCAGCAGGUGGAGGCUAUAGGGCAAUGUCAUCACUAUAUGGCCAUCUUCUAGGUUUCCAGAAGAUGAAUUUGCUGGACUGUGUUACAUAUCUUACUGGAACUUCUGGUUCAACUUGGGCUAUCAGUAACUUGUAUGAAGAUGCUAAUUGGUCACACAAGGAUCUGGUGGGUCCGAUCAGCAAAGCUCAAAAGCAUAUCACCAAAAGCAAGGCAAGCGCUUCUUCCUGGAAGAAUCUGAAGCGUUGCAUCAAGGAGCUGAGACAGAGGGCCCAAGAAGGACACCUCAUUUCUUUCACAGACAUGUGGGCUCUUGUACUUGAACAUAUGUUGCAUGGUGAACUAAAUAACAGCACACUCUCCAAUCAGCGCCAGGCUGUGAAUCAGGGGCAAAACCCUUUGCCUUUCUAUCUGGCCCUCAAUGUCAAAAAGGACACGCAGAGCAGUUUUGCAUUUAAAGAAUGGUGUGAAUUUUCUCCUUUUGAGGUGGGAUUUCUGAAAUAUGGAGCUUUCAUUCGCUCAGAAGAUUUUGGUAGUCAUUUCUUCAUGGGACGCCUGAUGAACAGGAUUCCAGAAUCAAGGAUCUGCUACUUGGAAGCAGUGUGGAGUAACAUCUUUUCUGCGAAUCUGCUGGAUGUCUGGAAUGUUGUCACCAGCUUGUACCCAGAAUGGAAGGAAGAGGAUGAGAAAAACAGGAGUCUGUCUACACAACCUUUCUCGGCUCAGAAGACUUUUUGUUUCAGCCCACCUGAUGAGAUCUCACACAUUGUCAAUAAGAUUUUGACCAGUCGCCCAGCAGAAGAACGGACCCCUAACUUCUUGAAAGGUCUCCAGUUCCACAAAGACUAUGACCAGCAUGAGGAAUUUUCUACAUAUAUGAUUUCAGGUGGCAUAAACUUUCCAAAAGAGUUGUGGUUUUUCUUUGUUAGGGUUAGGAGCUGUUGGCAUAUACAUGAUUUCAUUAAUACCAGUUGCCCACCACUGCUGAGGAAGGGAAGAAGAGUAGAUGUUAUCCUGUACUUCGGUUACAGCCUAUUGAAGACAUGUUUUGAUUCCGUAGAAGAGACAGGGCAGUACUGUGUGGAACAAGGACUACCCUUCCCUGAAAUCAUACUGACUGAAGAAGACAAGAAGAAUCCAAAGGAGUGCUAUGUGUUUGUGGAUGAUGAGAAUCCAGAGGUUCCCAUUGUCCUUUUCUUCCCACUGGUGAACAACACUUUUAAAGAGUACAAGGCACCUGGAGUGAAACGCAGCCCGGCAGAGAUGGAAAAAGGUGAUAUAGAUUUUGUCAGCUCCACGUCACCUUAUAAACUGGAAAAUCUGACCUAGAGCAAGGAUGACUUUGACAAACUGCUAAUGGUCACUGAGUACAAUGUCCAAAAUAACAAAGACUUGAUGCUGCAAGCUUUUCACAAAGCUGUAGAAAGGAGAAAACAUCAACAGAGUUAAUUCACCUUGGUGGAAUUACUGGAUUAAUAUCAAUUUUCACUCUGGCCUCUGUGUGAAUCUUGGUAAUGCUUAAAGAUAUGGCUUCUGCAGUAAUGCCAGUAAUGAACCAGUAGACUGAGGACAUACACUAAUGUAUGCAUAGCAGAAGUAGGCAGGCCACAGGCCUAAAUACAGCUUAAGUAGGUGACAGCAAGUGUCCGUAAAUCAGAUAAUUUAUCCAUAAGUGAUUAACAAAUAUCUGUCAGUUGACUUGUAUAAAGUAAAAAACCAUAAACAUGGAUCAUUAAUGUUCUAGGGCAGGGCUGUCCAACUGAUGGUUCACGAGCUCAUGGCCUGUGGGCUCCUGUCACUUUUUCUUCCCCCCAGCAAUUGCCGCCUCCCUAAGUCACCUGCUCCUACUGCUGCUGUUGUCACCACCUUCCUUCUAGGCUGCUACUUCCUGCUGUUGCCUCUGUGCAUGGUGCAGCCUGUAGCCACUUAGAACUUGGAUGGCCCUGUCCUGUAGUUUCAGACAAUACAUAUAUAGUCGCAAUGCAUAAUACAUUGUAAUUGAAUGAAUUAAAUGCUAAUGAUUAAGUAAGAUGGAUCACUAACCUGUCAGAAUUAGAGACCCCAAAAGAAAUAGACUGUGAAAUCUAACGCAACAGGGAAAUUUUCCCAGUAUAAUUAUUCAUAAGCCAAAUAGAUGUUAUGAUAAUUCAGUGUCAGUAAUGCUCCAUGAAAUAGUGCCACGGGGAGAGAAGUAAAACAGUAUCAUGGCCUUCUGUUAGUCUGUGAAACACCAACCUCCUCCAGGCCUCCUCACAUUGGAUUCUAUAUGUAAUGGAAAUGCUAGUUGGUUCUAUUCUGCUUCUCUCUCCCUUGCUUAAUUACAGUUGUCAUGCUUUAUUUGGGCUUGUUAAUAAAUGUGUGAUCUCACUUGUGCAACUCAAUAUGCCCUACCUAAUGACAACAUACUUACUGAAGCAGCUAAUCUGGAGUGCUGAUCACUACAUGCUAAUCUCUAGUUAAUGGAAACCUAAUUGGUACAAGUAAUUCAAAUCAGGGGUUAGUUACAAAGUACAAGGGCCUACAUUUUCCGCCAGCACCCAGAUGACAGGGGCCACUGUGAUUUGUCCAGCUUUGAACAAUCUAAUAGAAUAUUUUUUGGUCGCUGUUUAUAUUACAAACAUUGCUUUCCUAUUUAAUAUAUUCUAAUUUUAAAAUUUAUUUUAUUAAAAGAGGAUCAUUUUACA